This is a messenger RNA of Branchiostoma floridae (Florida lancelet), 3572 nucleotides long. Its product is annotated as calcium-activated chloride channel regulator 1-like. The record is from RefSeq and is a predicted model, not a curated record. NCBI's taxonomy places the organism in Eukaryota, Metazoa, Chordata, Leptocardii, Amphioxiformes, Branchiostomatidae. The transcript is spliced from 14 exons. The coding region runs from base 75 to 2954 and encodes 959 amino acids.
CAGGGCGUGUCAGAGCACGGCACGUGUUCUCUUCCGCUUAGUCUUAGUAGCAGAGCGUAGUUUCCAGCGCUCGGAUGGCGAAGAUGGCCGCAGUAAGUUUGAUUCUCCUGCUGUCGGCGUUUGUCUGGCAUUCCCAAGCCGUCUUCAACCGACCGAACGAGAUCAAACUUGAGAACAACGAGUAUACAGACGUGCUGGUGGCCAUUCACAAGGACGUACCUGAGGACCAGCGGAUCGUGGACAGACUGAAGGAAAUCUUCACCGAGGCGUCACGAGACCUGUAUGUCGCCACCAACAACCGCGCGUUCUUCAAGCAGGUCAAGAUCCUCAUCCCGAACACCUGGUCCAAGAAACCCGAGUACCUCCCGGCCGGAACCGAGACCUUCGAACGGGCUAACGUCAGAGUGGACGUGCCGAACCCUCUGUACGGGGACAAUCCGUAUGUGCAGCAGAAGGGAGGAUGUGGGGAGGGGGGCGACUACAUGCACCUCACCCCUCAAUACGUGGUGGACAAACCAUACGGAGAAAUGUACUGGGGUCCCAAUGGCAAAACGUUCGUUCACGAGUGGGGCCAUCUUCGCUGGGGUCUGUUCGACGAGUACGGCUUCGACGGUGCCACGGGGGAGUCGUACCCGCACUUCUACCGCGCUUCGGUAGGGGGCGUCGAGCCCACCCGAUGUUCUGCCAAAGUUGCUGGGAACAGCCAACACAUGGUGACCGGAGCGCCCUGCCAACUCAUCCCCGCCACCGGAGUCUACGAGCCGGAGUGCCGUUUCUAUCCGGACUUCUCUGGAAACCGUGCGACUGCGUCUUACAUGUUCAUGCAUUUCCUUAGCGAAGUGACUGGUUUCUGCCACAGUGACCCGGAAGGAGACCCACUGUCCUACCACAACCGGGAGGCGCCCAACAAACACAACUCUGUUUGCGGAGGUCAGAGCGCCUGGGACGUCAUGAACAAACACCAGGACUUCGCCGGCGGUGCUAACCGCCCUCGAGCAGUCGAAACUACGGACCCCGAUUUCGUCCUGCUGCAGCAGAGCGAUUUCUUCAGGAUAGUCCUGGUGUUGGACGUGUCGGGAAGCAUGCAGGGAGAACCGAUCCGCAGGCUGAAUCAGGUGGCGAGAAGGUUCAUCUGCAGUACGGUGUUCUUCGGUACCUCGGUGGGGGUGGUCACCUUUUCCGAAGAUGCUUCGAUAGAUCAUCCGGUAGUGAGUGUCAACUCUCCGGCUGUCCGCAAUGAUUUGAUUGCCGCGGUUCCUACUAGCACAGGUGGUGCCACGUGCAUCGGGUGUGGUCUUCUCAAAGGCAUUGAGGCACUGGAGGAUGUAGGGCCGCCACAAGGAGGCGUCCUUCUCCUGGUCACGGAUGGGGAGGAAAACCGAGACCCACGGAUCAGUGACGUCAUACCAGAGCUCAUCACGAAGAGAGUCAUCGUCGCUACGAUCGCCUUCAGCAGAGGUGCCGACCCCUUGCUGCAGAGCCUGGCGCUGCGGACAGGGGGCCUGUCGUUCUUCUCAGGGAUUCACGACUCCACAGCCCUGGACAACGCUUUCAGCGCCACGUUCGAAGCCACGGCUGGAGGCAAGGGAGUCAAGCUCUUGAGUGAAGACAAGAUCAUCACUGGCCGGCAGACCUACGCCAACCACGUGUACGUGGACAACACUGUAGGAGAAAACACCACAUUUUCCAUCUCCUGGCUCGACGGACGCCGUCCCACGGUCACAGUAGAGACGCCGCUUGGUCUUGUCAUCACCGAAGGAAACCCAAUAUAUGACGUUACAUCGGACACGAUAACCAUUGAGAUACCGGGCACAGCAAUGCCAGGAAAGUGGGCCUACAACAUCACCAACAAUGGCCCUGAUGAACAGAACAUCACCGUCAUCGUCACCUCUAAUCCUCUCAACAACAACGAACCCAUCACGGUCACCGCACAGGUCAGUACUGUGUCCCUGGACUACUCCUCUUCUCGGCCCACGGCGCUGAAGAUCUACGCUUCGGUACGAAGGGGUUAUCUGCCUGUCAUUGGAGCUGUCGUGAAGGUCCUCAUCGAGAAACCACCUCAUGAUCAGGUAGAGGAGAUCACUCUCCUGGACAACGGUGCAGGUGCUGACGGAGCGAGGAAUGACGGCAUAUACUCCCGCUACUUCUUCGGCUUCACCGCCAACGGUCGCUAUGGAGUGUCCGUUAAGGUUGACAACACCCAGGGGGAUGCCGGGUACAUCGUCAUCAACCGUGCACGAAGCUCUGGUGCUCCACCAUUGAACCCAGACACUGGGUACACCAGCGGGGGUAACGUUCAGCAAGAACCACUGGAGCAGUUCCAACGGAUGACAACAGGUGGCGUUUUUGAAGUAGAUGGGGUCCCCAGUGGCGGUGUGUCUACACGGGACAUGCUGCCGCCGUCCCGGGUGGAUGACCUCGCGGUAGUGGAAGUCUCCUACGCUGACGCAACAGUGACACUGAGGUGGACAGCGCUGGGUGAUGACUUUGAUCAGGGAGGACCAGCCCACUACGUUGAGAUCCGUUACGGCCAUCAUUUUGACCAACUCGCAGACGACUUUCACGGCUCAGCUUCAGUCAACCAUUCGCAAGUGCUGCAGGGAAGCCUGACGUCACCACCGGAACCCGGCUCCGCGCAGACCAUCGUCAUCCUCGUGCCAGACCGAGGUGACAACGUCACAUUCGUCUUCGCUGUGCGCAUGUGCGACGAAGCGGACAACUGCGGAGACCCCUCCAACAUCGUAUCGGCAAAUCUCGAGUUCAUCCCUGAACCCGUCUAUGUCAACGAUACGGUCGCCUGGGCCAUUGUUGGCUGUGCGCUUGGUGUGGCCGUUUUGGCCACCAUCUUGGCUUUGUUCUAUUGCAAAGUCUGGAAGCCAAGAAGCAUUAAGCCCGCAAAAUCUGCCCAGCUAGCUUCGGCAAACGACAAUCCUGCAUUUGUUCCCACUGUGUAGCGCAGUUUUUAUUUCGUGUGUGCUUUGACUUUGUACCUUACACAAUAAGUUUUUUUAGAAAUAAAAUUCUUACGCUAACAUGACCUUAACCUUGCUGUUUAUCGUAGGAUAACAUACGCUUGUGUGGAAGUUUCAGGACACAUUUGUUGUUCAAUGAGGCCACUGCCACUGUCAGAAAAUGACAACCCUUUAAGUGCCAGUUGCGGAGGACAAAGCUGCCUUGUGUUCAACCAGAACAGUUACAGACAUUUCACUAAAAUAGAAAUAUGUUAGCCUUAAUAAGAUUGAAAGCCAUUGUUAGGAAAGAUAGACUGAGAUGUGGAUAUUGUCACAAUAUUGUCAAAUAUCAAGUUUGUCAUGGAUCAAAUUAGAUGGAAGUUAAUCGCUCUUUUCCCCUGCAUUUACUUAUACCCUCAAUAUCCGUAGUCACAAUUUUGGUUAGGCAAAAGCCUGACAUAUUGCCAAGGCAUCAAGUAUAUAUCUGAUUGUUUUCAUGAAAUACAUGUACCUAGAGGCAUUUGUUCAUUACUCUUUCAAUGAUUGAUAUGCUGUUGUUCUACAUGUGUGCUACGCUGUUAGGAAGUAAUAUAGACAAAUAAAGUGACUUGUGGCAGCUAA